CAGUCACUCUUUAACAAUAAUCCCUUUUUCGAACUUCCGUCGAUCAAGAAGAGCAAGUCGCCAGUCUUCAGGAUGCACGCCGCACUCAUUGCCUCGCUCGCAGCGCUUGCUGUUGCAGCGCCAGCCAAGCGUCAAGCUGCCAUCCCUCCAGCAGGUGUCACGGAUGCCACCAUCCUCCAAUAUGCUCUGACCCUCGAGCACUUGGAGAACGCCUUCUACCGCGAGGCCAUCUCCAAGUUCACCCUGGCCGACUUCGAGGCCGCUGGACUCAAGGCAUCCUUCCUGGACAACCUGAAGCAGAUCAAGUUCGAUGAGCAGACUCACGUCGACUUCCUCACUGCUGGUCUGACUGCCGCUGGUGCCACUCCCGUUGCGGAGUGCACAUACAACUUCGGCCUCGCUGAUGUGCCCACGUUCCUGGCUAUUGCCAAUGUCCUCGAGGGCGUUGGUGUCAGUGCAUACCUGGGUGCUGCCAAGUUCGUCAAGAGCCCCGACUACCUCACUGCCGCAGGAUCGAUCCUGACGGUGGAGUCCCGUCACUCCGCCUACCUGCGCGAGAACCAGACCCCAGCUCUGUCUCCUUUCCCUUCGCCAUUCGACGUCGCCCUGGACUUCAACCAGGUCUUCUCGCUGGCUGCACCAUUCAUCACUGGCUGCCCAGCUGGCCCCACCAGCUCUCUCGAGGUCCUCAAGGGCUUCAUGGCGUUCCCAGCCAUCACCGUCUCCCCAGCCGGCACCAAGACUGCUGGUGAGGUCCUGACCCUCAAGGUCGCCACCAGCGUCGAUGCGAAGGCUGCGUACUUUGUCACUUCCGGUGGCUACACCAAGGCCGAGUUCUCUGUCUCUGGCGACAGCUACUCCGUCACUGUUCCAGCCAUCGGUGUCCCCAACCUCAUGCCAGGCACCGUCGCCCCCGGCCAGGCCUACCUCAUCCUCACCAAGGACGACCAACUCCCCACUGACGACAACACUGUUGCUGGCCCCGCUGCCUUUGAGAUUGCCGACAACGCAUUCGGACGUCCCGCUGACGAGAAGGACUGCACCACCAUCGUUGCCUACCCAUCCAAGUCUGCUGCUCCCACUUACAGCAAGCCUGCCGAGGCCAUGCCAACCAAGUCUGCUCCAGCGGCUCCAUACCCAUACCCUCACCCAUCUUCCGCUACUAUGCACCCUCAGCCAACUGCGCCAGUCUACAAGCCAAGCACCACCUACGAGGCGGCCCCAAAGCCAACUCACCCAGCCCCUAAGCCAGAGGCCCCCAAGCCAUACGAGUCGCACCCCGCCGCCCCAGUUUACGAGUCCACCAGCUGCACGGAGGAGUACCCCGAGCCCACCCCAACUGGUUACUAGACGACACGACAUGAUUGCCCCCCAAAAGAAAAGCUGAGGACAUGUGAUGUGUGAACGGAACUUUAUAUCUCGUAUUUUUUGGAAAAAGAAGAAAAGAAAAGAAAAAGUCCUCAACCACAGAUGUUUACCUUGCAUUAUCUAGCUUAAGGUAGCUUUAUGAUUUUGUAGCUGAGCUUUUAUUGUUAAUGGUUAAUGUCUCUUUGUACAGAUCAGAC
Messenger RNA from Sphaerulina musiva SO2202, 1565 nucleotides. RefSeq lists its product as uncharacterized. NCBI's taxonomy places the organism in Eukaryota, Fungi, Ascomycota, Dothideomycetes, Mycosphaerellales, Mycosphaerellaceae. The record is from RefSeq and is a predicted model, not a curated record. Bases 73 to 1350 code for a protein of 425 amino acids. The transcript is spliced from 3 exons.